Cooperia oncophora is the source of this 741-nucleotide messenger RNA. The record is from the annotation of a GenBank genome assembly. NCBI's taxonomy places the organism in Eukaryota, Metazoa, Nematoda, Chromadorea, Rhabditida, Trichostrongylidae.
AUGGCCCAUAGUUUCACUGAUUACGUUUCAGUUGCUGCAGUCUCAUGUGCCGAUGAUGACUCAAUAGAAAAACGAGGUGGCGGACGAGCCUUCGUGCCGUUGGAAAAGCGAGGUGGAGGACGAGCUUUUGUGCCGAUUGAGGAGAGGGGUGGUGCCAGAGCAUUCUUCCAAGAUGAGAAACGAGGCGGAGGCAGACCCUUCGUGAUAAACACUAGAGGCGGAGCAAGGGCCUUUAGAGAGUUGAAACGAGGUGGAGGACGAGCUUUCGUGCCGAUCGAGGAGCGAGGAGGAGCUCGAGCGUUCUUCACAGAUGACAAGAGAGGAGGAGCAAGAGCAUUCGUGCCAACGAAAGAAGAUGAUGACAGCCAAUCAGCGUUCGAAUUAGAGAAAAAGGGUGGUGCAAGAGCUUUUGUGGAACCAAAACGAGGCGGAGGACGAGCAUUCUUACCAAUUGAAGAACGAGGCGGAGCUCGUGCUUUCUUCCAAGAACCAAAGAGAGGUGGAGCAAGAGCUUUCCCAAAACGUGGAGGAGGCCGAGCUUUCAUUCCUGAAAAGAGAGGAGGCGCGAGACUUUUCCAAAAUUCGAAGCGGGAUUAUAUGGACGAGUACCCUGAAUGGCUGAUGUAUGACGAGCCUUCGCCAUUUGAAGAAGUUCGGUCCGAUGAUGAACGACUGGGGAAACGAGGCGGCGCACGCAGCUUUCCUAUUCUGAACUCUGCUGAAAGACGUGAUGUUUAUUGA